Molecule: messenger RNA, 2445 nt
Organism: Sphaerodactylus townsendi
Lineage: Eukaryota; Metazoa; Chordata; Lepidosauria; Squamata; Sphaerodactylidae
Gene: NHLRC2
Product: NHL repeat containing 2
Exons: 10
Coding region: 226-2091 (621 amino acids)
Molecular function (GO): protein binding
Source: RefSeq, a predicted model, not a curated record
CCUGACCCUUGUUCUAAAUCAUGUAAUCCAGUGGGAACCGCCUUUUUUCUCAAUUGUUGUCCUCCUCAGCACUGUAUACUUUAAGGCAUUUCAAAAAUAAAGUUAUAAUAUUUUGGAUUAUCACGAAUCCAUAUUUUCAGAGUUCAUUGGCUUUGCUUACCACAUCGAUUUCCCCCUCCAGAAACGGCGAAAUCAAAAUUCUUACUGAGUUUUGUUGGCCCGGAUAUGCUGUUUCGCGCACUUUUUGAAAAUGGUUGUCACUGUAUUUUACUGAAUGUGCCGAGAACGAAACCAAAGAUGAGUAAACAAAGGGCCUUCUGGGGUUACUUCAUAGGCAGAAGCGAGGCUGACAAAAUGGCGGUGGGCAGCGGGCUAGCCGCCCUUUUAGCCGUGCAAGCACAGCUGGACGAAGCGCUCGAGGAUGCUACGACGCCUCAAGAGAAGGAGAACCUGGUCUACCAGCACGCGCGAAAGUUGGAUACGUGGGAACGGGAUCUGAAAGUCCCGGAGUUUGAAAAAGAUCUAGAGUGGCUAAAUACUGAAGGUCCCCUUUCUUUGGAUGAAGACUUUUGUGGAAAAGUGAUUGUUUUGGAUUUCUUCACUUACUGCUGCAUCAACUGUAUCCAUGUGCUCCCUGAUCUCCAUGAAUUAGAACAGAAAUACUCUUCUAAAGAUGGUCUCCUUGUUGUUGGUGUGCACUCAGCAAAAUUUCCAAAUGAAAAGGUUCUGGAUAACAUCAAAAGUGCUGUUCUCAGAUACAACAUCACUCAUCCUGUGGUAAAUGAUGCAGAUGCAACUCUUUGGCAUGAGCUAGAUGUGUCCUGUUGGCCAACCCUGGUCAUCCUUGGCCCCCGUGGGAAUAUGCUGUUUGCUCUGGUUGGCGAAGGACACAAGGAGAAAUUAUUUCUAUUUACAUCCAUAGCCCUGAAGUACUACAGGGAGCAAGGACAGAUCAAAGCUAAUGUAAUCAGAACACAGCUUUAUAGAGAUUCUUUGCCACCUUCUCCUUUGUUGUUUCCUGGAAAAGUUACAGUGGAUGAGUCUGGGGACAGGCUGGUAAUAGCAGACACUGGACAUCACAGGAUUUUGGUGGUCAAGAGAAGUGGUCAAAUUUUGCAUGUUAUUGGAGGACCAAACAGUGGAAGAAAAGAUGGAAUAUUCUCAGAAGCAUCAUUCAGUUCACCACAGGGGGUGUCUAUAAAGAAUGAUAUUAUUUACGUAGCAGAUACAGAAAACCAUCUGAUUAGGAAGAUUGACCUUCAGUUAAAGAUGGUGAGCACUGUUGCAGGGGUGGGAAUACAAGGCAUGGAUAAGGAAGGAGGAGCUCAAGGGCAGGAACAGCCUAUUAGUUCACCGUGGGAUGUGGUCGUUGGAACCUCAGUUUCAGGAACCCAUGAAGGUGAUGUUCUGUGGAUUGCCAUGGCAGGUACACAUCAAAUAUGGGCACUCAUGUUGGAGAGUGGAAAGCUAUCCAAAGGAAGUGACUUGAAGAAAGGAACCUGCCUCCGCUUUGCUGGGAGUGGCAAUGAAGAGAACCGAAACAACGCUUACCCACAUAAAGCAGGUUUUGCCCAGCCUUCAGGUCUCUCCCUUGCUGCUGAGGAGCCUUGGAACUGUCUUUUUGUAGCAGACAGCGAGAGUAGUACUGUGCGAACCAUCUCGAUGAAAGAUGGAGCUGUGAAGCAUCUUGUAGGAGGAGAGAGAGACCCAAUGAAUUUAUUUGCCUUUGGUGAUGUUGAUGGAGCUGGAAUAAAUGCAAAGCUUCAGCAUCCCCUAGGAGUAGCCUGGGACAGGAGACGAAACCUCCUUUAUAUUGCAGACUCCUAUAAUCAUAAGAUUAAAUUUGUAGAUCCUAAAAUGAAGAAUUGUGCUACCCUGGCAGGGACAGGAGAAGCAGGCAAUGUCACUGGUUCCAAUCUCACUUCAACUUUUAAUGAACCUGGAGGCCUGUGUGUUGAAGACAAAGGGUGUUUGCUGUAUGUUGCAGACACAAACAAUCAUCAAAUUAAAGUGCUAGAUUUAGAAACGCAAAUCGUUUCCCUGGUAAGUCACCAUUAUAAAACUUUAUAUGGCUGUUUAUACUCAGAAUAAAUUAUUUGAGCUGUGUCUUCUUUCAUCAUCACUGUCUGAGUGGCAUGGAACAUAGCUGAUGUAUGUGUUCCUUGCAGUAAAUGCAUUCCUAUGAUGUUUUAUAAUGGUCUGGCAAACAGAACAGCGUUUGUGUUGAGGAUAUCCUGUUAAGCUUAAAAUAAAUGUUCCCUCUGUUUGAGAGGCUGGGAAGGAUACUAAGUGCAAUUACAACCAGCAGAGUUACUCAGAAACUUUAGAAUUUGCUUUGGAAACUUUAGAAUUUGUGCCCACUUGGUAUAUUUACUACAUGACCUUGAUCCCACCCCAUAGUAAGUCUGAGGUUAAGGAUUGUACUAAUUGUAGAAUUCAGAGAGA